Colletotrichum orchidophilum is the source of this 1515-nucleotide messenger RNA. Its product is annotated as major facilitator superfamily transporter. Lineage: Eukaryota; Fungi; Ascomycota; Sordariomycetes; Glomerellales; Glomerellaceae. The coding region runs from base 1 to 1515 and encodes 504 amino acids. The record is from RefSeq and is a predicted model, not a curated record. Gene Ontology annotation, biological process: pantothenate import across plasma membrane. Gene Ontology annotation, cellular component: plasma membrane. The transcript is spliced from 10 exons. Gene Ontology annotation, molecular function: pantothenate transmembrane transporter activity.
AUGGCAACUGGAAACCGUUCGGCUGGUAAGAAGGUGAAAGCCUUCUUCCUUGGCAAUGAGCCUACAUCAAAAGAAGAACGACGCCUUGUGCAAAAAAUCGACUUCUUCAUCUUGACAUAUUGUUGCCUAAGUUACUUCUUCAACUACCUGGACCGCGCUGCUUUUGCCAACGCUUAUGUUGCCGGCUUACGUGAGGCCUUGCAUAUGAAGGGCCAUGACUACAAUACAGUCUUGUCGGUGACUACUGCUGGCAUGGUGAUCGGCCAGAUCCCUCAUGGAAUCAUCAUUGGUCUUCAAAUAGUGCGGCCGCGAAUAUGGCUGCCGUCAAUGUGUUGCCUCUGGGCUUUCUUAACUAUGGCUAGUGCUGGUGUCAAAAACACCGCUCAGCUCUGCGUUAUCCGGUUCUUCCUCGGCGUGGUGGAGGCGAGCACCUACUCAGGAGCCAUCUACAUCAUGGGAUCAUGGUAUAAGCCCGAAGAAAUCUCUAAGCGCACCGCCAUCUUCACCGCAUCAGGUCAAGUGGGCACGAUGUUUGCUGGCGUCAUGAUGGCAGCCAUCUACAAGGGCCUUGGUGGCCUUGGCGGUCUAGGCGGUUGGCAGUGGGUCUUCAUCAUUGAUGGUAUCAUCACGCUUCCAAUUGCUAUUUUCGGCUUCUUCUACUUCCCCGAUAUUCCUGAAAACACCAGCGCCCGGUAUCUCAGUGAUUCCGAGAAGAGGAUUGCUGUUGGACGUUUGCCUCCGGUAAUUAAGGGGUCACACGGAGUCAACCCGUUCUCUCUGUUGAAAAAACUGGUACUCAUGCCAACAUUCUGGGUUUUGGUGCUGUGGUCACCCAUUUGCGCGACACUCGAGGCCUGGGUUGUGCAAGGCAACUUCAUCCUAUGGCUCAAGUACCACGCCAAAUCUUUCACCCAGAGCCAAAUCAACACCUAUCCUUUGGGUGUGCAGGCCGUCGGUAUCGUAACGAAUAUCAUGGCGGCAUGGCACAUGGAUGCGACUGGGACCCGCGUCCCCAUGGUCGUGCUGGUGUGUCUCAUCCAGAUUGUUUGCGCCGCAAUGCUUCUCGUUCCGAAUCUAUCCUACGCCGGCAACAUGUUUGCAUUCUACGCAUCAGGAUCCUCUUACAUGGUCAACCCAUUGAUUUUCGGCUGGGCCAGCAUCAUCCUGCAGCGUAGCGGCGAUGAGGCGGUGCGUAGCGUGACGGUCUACGCCAUGAAUAUUGGCGCCACAACGCUUUAUACAUUCUGGGGCAUCGUCUUCUAUUCGGCAGACGAAGCUCCAUAUUGGAAAAAGGGUGCGAUUGUCAUGAUUGCGUGCAGUGUACUUGUUCUGUGCUUCAUGGGGCUUGUCAUCAAUAUUGACAGGCAAUCUCUUGCAAAGUACGGCUCAAUGACGGUUCAAGAUUUUGAGCAGGCCGCUGCAGCUCGGGAGACUCAGACGCCGCCAGACGGGGAGAGAUCAGAUGAAAAUGAGGACCAGAAGAACACAGUUUUGGAGCAAGUGACGCCAAUCUAA